AUGUAUGCCUGCGUGUCUGAUGCAAGUAGUGUUCUUCAAGAAUACAAGAAGCAUCCUUCUUCGGGCCCACGUGAACUCACACUAGCCAUGGUUCGCUCCAUUGAAGAGGAUGACAAACCAGCCAAGAGGGGAAAGAAACCAGAGGCACAGAAGGAGGCGAAACCUAAGCAAAAGAAGCAGAAGAAGCUAGCUCGGAGACUCAUUCUUCAAUCCUCAAGCGAUUCGGACUCCGAGUAUGUUCCUCCUAAAAACAAACCUACUGCUCACUCAGAAUCAGAAAGCAAAAGUUUUGAUGAGGAGGCUUCGGGUCGUGGUGAUACCCCGCCUCGCUCGCCUACCCCAAAGGUAAGUGUUCGCUCCCAACCCCCUUCUCCUCCACCCAUUUCUGUACCAGUCUCACUCCCUCCAAAUUUUCCCAUCACUACCUCUCAACCAUCAACCACUAUUCCCAUCCCUGAUCCAAUCUUCACCAAGACUACCACCACUAAUGGAGUUCGAACCAACGUAUCUAAUACGGGGGCUCACUCUUCAGCACCUGAACCUCCAGUUACAACCGAACCACCAGUUACUACCGAACCUCCCAUCACUAUAAAACCCUUAUCUCCUACCCAAUCCACCGAAACCAACACAGUUCUUGGCAGUAAGGACUUGGAGUUUGAUUUAACUUACUUCAGUCCCUACCGUGUCCAUAGUGACGACGACGAAGAUGCUCCUGUAGCCAAGCGCCAACUCAAGGUCGUUACUGACAAGCUUUAUCAUCUGCUUUCCUCCUCUUCCACUGGUGCAUUUUCUGAUGCUGCUCUCAAAGCCUUGUUCUCUUCAGUUGUACAAGAACAUGAUGCUUCUCUCACUGCUGCAGCAAAGGCCAUAGAUGCCUCUACCUCCCAGUGCCACAAGGCCUUUCUUGCUGUUGAGGCCUCCACUAAGGAAUGCAAAGAAGCGAUUGCAAAAGUCGAUAAACUAAUUUCUGAGGCUCAUCUAUUUUUAGAUUCUUUGCAGGCUGCUGCUCAAAAGAAUUCUCAGACGGUGAAUGCUUCGACUGAUGACCUUCAGUGUUCUCUUCAAGCUGAAAGGUCUAAUCUUGAAGCUGCUCGUCAGGCCAUCGAAGCUGCCAAUGCCACCUUACACGAUAAUGUCAAUGAUCGUUUGACUCAACUGGAGGCAGAGUUGGCUAUUGAAAAUCGCAUCAUGGAUGAGCUAGACAAACACACCUCUCAGCUAAAAAUGCGAAAUCUCAAGCUUUGCACUGCAAAAAACGAGCUUAAUGAUUUGAAAUCCGAAAGGGAGCCGAAACAAGGGGGAGAAAAGGCGAAAACUCAACCUCCUCCCGAACCUAAGCCAACAGAUGAACCGAAAGUUAAUGAAGCUUCGGUCGGCAAAAGGAAAAAGAAGAUUGGUGAAGAUGACACAGAUGAUGAAGGUGAUUAUGAAGAUACUCUGGGUGAAAUUACCGAUAAGCCUUAUCAGAAAACAAAACUUUCUGAUAAAGAGCUUGCCGAAAAGUUCAAGAAGCAAACGGCUGAGAUGGAAAAGAAGCAAAAUGAAAAGGAGCUAUUGGAGAAAAAGAAGUCUAUUUUUCCAGAGUGGACCAUUGAUUUGCUUCAAAGGAGUGCUAUUGAUGAACCAAGUAUUCUUUGGCUCGAACCAGUCAUGUCGUUUGGACUUGAAAACUCCUAG
Molecule: messenger RNA, 1677 nt
Organism: Lactuca sativa (garden lettuce)
Lineage: Eukaryota; Viridiplantae; Streptophyta; Magnoliopsida; Asterales; Asteraceae
Source: RefSeq, a predicted model, not a curated record